Messenger RNA from Peromyscus californicus insignis, 9494 nucleotides. RefSeq names its product coiled-coil domain-containing protein 121-like. Lineage: Eukaryota; Metazoa; Chordata; Mammalia; Rodentia; Cricetidae. The transcript has a single exon. The record is from RefSeq and is a predicted model, not a curated record. Bases 223 to 1584 code for a protein of 453 amino acids.
CCCUGCCCUCCCUCCAGCAGGUGAAGCCCUCUCUCCUCACCUACUAGGGCAUAGCAAGCCUGAGGACCAGAGACUCCCAGAGCAUUCCAUAUUCUGAGCCCUCAUUGUGCAGAGAACCCAUUUGGUUCCAAGACUUGGACAAAGGCAGUCGGCUGUGCCAGAGCCGGAGCAAUGUAGAGAAGGUGGUGACUGAGCGACCCAGAGAAUGGAUGGCUGGGGUCGAUGAAGGACCACGCCCUGUCCCGAGGAGGUGGCGGGACUAUGGAGUCCCAAGGUCAAGGCUACCCGAGCUGGGACACUCGGGGCAGACGUGCCACCAUCUUUCCCCAGAGAGAAGGGACCAGGACUUUGGGACCCUCUGCCCUCCCUGCUCAGGACGAGACUGAUUCCUCGACGCCUCAUGAAAGGAAGUACAGGCUUCCCGUGACCAGGAAGAGGGCCAUGUGCGACUUCAGGGUGAGGUGGCCAGAGAUCGUAAACAAGGACCAGGAGGUGCAGAGAGAGGACCUGCUCCAAUCUGGACUGCACCCCCUGGACAGGAAGUCCCUUGACAUGAUAAGCUUAGGCUCCUCAGAAGGCAGCGUCAGCCUCAGACAACAGGAGAGUAGCCACAGUGAUUUCCAGGACCCCCAAGAAACCCCCGCCUGCUUCCUGGAGGCUCCGCACAUGACCAUUCUCAACAACUAUCUGAAGCCAGAGUCAAUGACCAGGCUGGAGAAGAGGGUGAGGAAGAAGACCGUGGUGGCCAUGAAUCGGCUGGAGAUGGAGAUGGAAGCUGCCAAGUUCCGGAGGGCAGUGCUGCUGAGGGACACAAGGGAGCUGCAGGGUGAGAGGGCGCUGGAGGAAGCGGAAGACAAGCCCUUCUUGGAGUACCUGAAGAAGAGGCACCAGAUAGCCCAGGAGAAGUACGACUUCCUGUGGAAUGAUUACAUCCAGCAGAGCCAGGAGAUUGAGGACAGGAGGCAAGAGCUGGCCUCUGACUUCACCUCCCGCCAGGCUGACUUCCAGAAGCAGCUGGUGCGGGGCAGGAGGCUGGAGGCCAGUUUGAAGAGGAAACUGAAGGCCCUGGAGCCCAUAGCAAAGAUAAAGCAGAGCCAGGACGAGGAGAAAAAGGUCCUAGAGCUGGAAGAAGCUAGCAUCGUGUCUGACAUCCCUUUCAUGGACCGAGAGGCACACCUCCAGUUCCUGAAGGAAAGGGCCGACCUGCAGAAGCAAGUGGAGGAACUGAACCUGCUGGAGUCAGGAGAGGACAUCACCAGGGAGCUGAAGAAGAAGACCAAGGCCUUGGAGGCUAGGGUCCAACAGGCUCACAGGGCCUUCUGCAAGGGUGUCAUUGCUGAGAACAGGCAGCUGCGAGCAGAGAUCCAGCAGCUGGAUCAGGAAUUCUGCAAGCUGGAAGCCAUUAGGGAGAAGCUGGAGCAGCGGAAACAGCAAUGGAAAGAGCAGCAGUGGUACCUGGAGGCCCUGGCCCGGGGGAGGCAGCGCCUAUGGCAGAUGGAGCACCGCCCCCCGAAACCACAGGCCACCCCACACCCAACCCAGGGCCGUCUACGGGGUGCCAGGCCGAGAGCCACUCCAAAGUAAUGGCUGCCGUGUCCCAGGAAGGAGACUGGAGCUCAAGUUGGGAGUAGCACACAAGACUUGAAGAUGUCAUCAGGAUAAUGCACGGGGAGCAGACGCACCAAGGGGAUGGAGGGCUGAGCUCCUCAGAGAGGCAGAGGGGCCCUGGCCUGGCCUGUCUCUCAGGCUUGGGCCCCUCACAGCAGCCUGAAGGGCUCUCCUAACCAAAAGCUUCCCAGCAUAUGGGAAACUUGGUUCUUUAGACUCCAUGCUCUCCUUGACAACAAGUUCCCUGUGGUAGUAUAGACUUUGGUGCUCAAUCCCUGCUCUAGUGUGGACCUCAUGACAACAGGGUGCAUUUGUAAUCAGCACCUUCCAUACAGUCACCCCAUCUCACAGUAGUGGGAGUUGUGUCACAGGUGGGUGCAGGGUGUUCUCUGGGGGAAAUGGGUUCUUCGCACUUGUGCGUGGCUGAGGCUGGAUUGGUCUGCAGAGCUGUGGGUUGUGAUGUGGCCUGUGGCCCCGGGUUUGGGUCCUGUGAUCCUGUGUGACAAAAUAUAGACAGCUCUCUGAGUCCUGGGUGUUGCUGCAGACAAAAAGCCUCAGCAUUACACUGUAGAUUUUUAACUUUUACUUAGCUAUAAAAUGAACUCAUUUAAAACUGUGCUGCAAAUGAAAAUGAAUGUACCUUUGGUUUACAGAUUUUGCUUGCAUGUGAAAUGUUUUGUUCUUAAACCAUGUUAUUGAAAAAUAAGAGCCUGGCUGUGACUGUUCACAAUAAAAAUCUGUUUAUCGUUAUCCAAGCACACAGCUCCUUCUUUUUAUGUAGAACAAAUAACUGUGGGGGACUUAAAAUGAAAGCUGCUUGCACCCUUGAAGCCCCUUGGCUACUACAUGCAGAUCGCUAAGGGAUAAUGGAAUGAAGCCAGGCUGAACUCUGCUGCUGCCGGAACCUCUGACUUAACUACGAAGUCGGUAUCAGGCAGGGCUGUCCGGGAUCCACCUGCUCCCUUGAGCCUCACCCAGCUCUUUGAGGAGCAAUUGAAGUGUUUGGACUAACUCAAGCACUCUACCCAGAAACCUUUAUCUGGCUCUUCCUCCUUGUUAUUGAGCACCUACUGGGUGCAGGGGAACGUGGUAACUCCACAGAUUCAACACAGUAGGAUUCAGGGGACCCCUGGCUACUUGGAAACAGGGGACAGGAGUCCAGGACCGACACCCUUAGACAUACGCACGCCAGACAGAGAGCUGCUUUAGGAGAGGCUGGCUUAGGCUUUGCUGAGGAAACUGGUGGACAUGAUGAGGACUGGUUGAAAUCUUCCCUAAAGCCACCAGACUGGCCUAAGUCUUCAUGAGGUGCAGAGGCAGGUGUUAGGUGAGGUACGGGGGGUCAGUAUCACAUGACCUCCCAGCCUGCACCAGCCACCCUCUCUGCCAUCUUCAUCCAACUCCCCGUGCAGCAUUUACUGUUCUGUGUGCCGUGUCCACCCUCAUGUGGGCGUUUCCAGUGGUCAGGACUGAGCAGCAAAGGAUCAAAAACCAGUGAGCAGCACCCCUCCAUGGCCUCUGCAUCAGCUCCUGCUUCCAGGUUCCUGCCCUGCUGGAGUUCCUGUCCUGACUUCCUUCAGUGAAAGGAAUAAGCCCUUUCCUCCCCAGCUUGCUUUUGGUCCUGGUGCUUCGCCAUGGCAAUAGAAACCCUUACUAGGACAGGACCCUAACUGACUGGAUUUUCACCUGUUUCAGCAUUGGCAUGGGCCCCAUCACCUGGUUCCAUGGAAGCCUAUGGGAAGCAUGAUGGUUCCAACAUUUCCCUGGGGCUCCUGUUGCUGCAUCCCCAUUUUUCUUGGACCUGAAUGUUACUGGAUAACUGAUGAUACUUCAGGCACCCUGCACACAGGAUGGACCACAGCAUCAAAUCUUCUCCAGAUGGACCUUGCCCUAGGCACAGUCACAGUCCUGUUCCGGGGGCCUCUCCCUCACUUCGCACACCCCCCCAUUCCUCCUCAGGGCCAUCACCACAGCAGCCCCACUGGACCCAUCAACAAUAGCUUCAGAGCAGCAACGCUUCCUGCAGCGGGGCAGCGUUCAAACGGCAGUCCACUUUGGUUGAUUGUUUCCAGGUUGCAGACAGGGAAACUGAGGCUCAAUUGGGAGAAGUCGUUUGCCCAGGCCGCAGGAAAUCAGAUCUAGGGCUCACGGAAAGCCUGUCUGUGCUGAGUCUGGGUUCUUAACUAGCAGUUCACACCAUGCUCUGGGAAAGCCACAGGUCCAUGUCUUCAAGAAGUGUGUCUGGCUCAGCUCUGUGUCAGAAAAUGGGAUCAAACCGUUACAGGUGACACCAUGAGGUUGGGUCCCACUGCUCUCGAACAUCGUCACAAACACGAUGCUGUCUGGUAUCAGGUGUCCAGCCUUGCUUCUUAAGGCGCUGGCUGCUCUCUGGGGAAACCCUGCAUCACUUUACCUCAUUUAUUAUAUAUUCCUUGGUAGUAAUUAACUUCGUUUCAUGUGUUGCUAUGAAGAGUGCCUAACAAAACCAAUGUGAAACUCGUUAAGUCUGGGUGCCUUUAUUUUGGUAAAUAAGCCAUCUGUGCUGGGUUUUUUGGAGGUGUUUUAGAGGCAUUCUGAAAGAUAAGGAUGAGAGUAAUAUGACAAUGCCUUUGUGGGGAGGAGCUGGCUUCAUGUGGCAGGGGUCGGGGGUGGGUAAUCCUUCCAAAAGUCUGUCUGUGCCUUUGAACUCUGGAUCGCGUGGAUGCACUGCCCCUUCAACAAGGAUGCAAACGGCCCGCAAGAAGGUCAUGCAUCGUAGCUUUCACUGUGGUCCUGAGUGAGGUGAGGUCAGGACAUCGGUGAAAAUUUUCACCUGCCAGGGCUUCCAGCCCGGCUCUGGGACUAGAAUUCUCCCCAUUGCCAGCAGAGGGCAGUGUUCGGGCUUCUUACCCCAGCCAGGUGUGGAGGAGGUGCAGGGAAAACGCCUUAGGUGAGGUUUGUAGCUAUGCACCUGGAGUUUGCCUUCCAUGGUAUUCCUGUGUAGGAAGAAAUGACGAUCCAGCCGUCCUGUCUCCCUCUACCCCUUCCAGACAAGUGUUGGACCCUUACGUCGUUAUCAUGCCCUUGAAAGGUCGUCCAAGAGGCAUUUGCAAGAUGAUUUAGGCAGGCAAACAGGGAAAACCGCCAAAGCUUACGCACUUAUUUAAAUGUGAAUUAUAUACACGCAUACACAUGAUUCAUCCAUCAAUCUGCUAAUUUCAGUGGAGAGGCAAGUCCAUUUAUAUGCACCCUUAAGGCACUCAAAAGCAGCUGGGAAUAGAACUGGGCUGUGAAAAUAACAAAAUGCAGAACAGCCACAGAACAGGCCUGUUUUCUUAGUCCAUUCUCCAGCGAGGUCCGGAGUUGGGUCUCAUGUUUUAUCAAACGUCCGCAGCAGGGGACUCUUGGAGGUCCUAGAUCUGCCUCCGGGCUUCCGCAAUGCAUCAGUUCUCCAUUGCUGUCACAUUCUGACAAGAAGAUCCUCAAGCGAGGAUGGGGGUACCUUUUUUUUGUCUCCCAGGUUAAGAAGGGACACAGUCCAUCGCAACCAGGAAGCAUGGCAGCAGAAGCAUGUGUCAUCUGGUCACAUGGGGUCUGCACUCGGGAAGCAGAGUGUGGACAGGAAGUGGGGCUGACUACAGAAAACUCAAAACCCACCCCCAGUGCCUAACUUCCUCCACGGAGUUUCCACUUCCUAAUGGCUCCACAACUUUCUAAAAUAGCAUUAGCGGUUGGGGACCAGGUAGUCAAACACACGAGUCUGUGGGGGCCAUCUCACAAUCACAUCACGACAUUACGUCCCCAAUGAUGACCAUAUAGUCUCAUGGCCAUCUCAGGCAUCCACCCCAACCUCAAAACUCCCCAGGGUCUUUUAGUGGUCCCUUAGCUGUGUAAGGUCAAAAGGCAUGGUCCAUAUGUCUAGCAUAGGACGGUUGAGUGAAUGUUCACAUUGCAAGCAGGAGGGCACAGCAAGAAAAGAUCAGACCAAACCCUCCAGCUUCAUGUCAGGCAUCUGGGGCUCAUGAUGGGAUAUACUGGGUCCCAAAGGGCUUGGGUGUCCUUCUCUGCUUCUACAACCUGCAGCACCCAGAACCUCUCCCUCGGUCUGGCUCUAUUCUAUGCCUGCAGCUUUCCUUGGUGGAUACCCCAUGGUCCUGGCACUUCCAGUAUCCCACAGUCUCCAUCAUAACUUCAUCUUUAUUUUCACAUCUUCACGCACUGGCCUCUUGGGCCCUCUUUGCAGAGACUCUGAUCCUGCCUCACAUGGCCGGGCCUCGGUGGCUGUCGGGAAUCUUCACACAAGCCUCUAGGACUCCUUCACUACAAGGAGUCUCUUCAGGCCAUUCUUAGUUCAGGCUCUUUUUAAAAAAGCAUUUGCAUGCUCACAAUUGGGAACCUUCGUGGCGGGCUCUUCUCUCACAGUGCCUUUCUUGUUAACCUGUGCGGAGCAGGGUGGUUUCUGACAGGCCCAGCCUUUGCACGGCUCCACACCUCACAUCUUUCUGGUCGCUCUGCAGUACCUGGUGCUCUCUCUCUCACUGCAGACACAGAUGAGAGUAUCAGCCACGCCACAGAUCCUGUAAUGCUUGAUUCCAGCCUCACUCAAGUUCUCAGGACAUAGGCAACAUGCAGGUCUUUACCCUCAUGUCACACAGGCGACCUCUAGCCCAGUUCCCAUGGAGCUCUUAAGUCCCCGUGCUGGCUGGUUUCAAUGCCAGUUUGACACAGGCUAGAGUCAUCUGAAAGGAGGGCGUCUCAAUUGAGAAAGCGCCUCCAUAAGAUACAGAUGUAAACCGCCGGGCGGUGGUGGCACAUGCCUUUAAUCCCAGUAUUCUGGAGGCAGAGGCAGGUGGAUCUGUUCUAGUUUGAAGCCAGCCUGGUCUACAGCAUGAGUUCCAGGACAUCCAGGGCUACCCAGAGAAAUCCUGUCUCAAAAAACAAACAAAAAAGGAAGCCAUGUAGAACAAGCCAGUAAGCAGCACCCCUGCAUGGCCUCUGCAUCAGUUCCUGCCUCCAGGUUCCUGCCCUGCUUGAGUCCCUGUCCUGACUUCCUUCAGUGAUAGACAGUGAGUGAUAGGGAAGUAUAAGCCAAAUAAACCCUUUUCUCCCCAAGUGCCUUGGUCACGGUGUUUCAUCACAGCAACAGAAAGCCUAAGACAAGAUGGUACCAGGAUAUUACCUGGUAUUGCUGUGACAGACUUGGCCACGCUGCUUUGGGGAGGAUUGUGGAAGGACUUUGCAACUUUGGACUAGAAAUGCCACUGAGUGUUGAGAGCUCAGUGAGCUGUUCUGAGGAGCUUGGAAGAUAAGAAUGUUGAGAGCAGUGCAGAUGAGGAAGGCCUGGCUUGUGAAGUUUCUGAGGGAAGCAAAGACUCUACAGGGCCAUUUGUGUGAAGCAUCUGUGGUGUCUGGUCAGCUGGGGCUGAAGAAUCAGCUGUGAUUAACAGGAGACCAAAACCACUGAAGUGAAACCUUUGCUUUGCUGGGACGAUGGAUGCUGCUCAGCUGGGGCUGAAAAAUCAGCUGUGAUUAAUAGAGACCAGCAUCCGUGAGGUGAAGUCUUCUGGGAAGGGUUUCCUCGGGGUCAGCACACAGAAGCUGUGUUCCAGAGGCAGCCAAGGUUGCACCUCGUGCUGGUAGCUGGACUUGGUCAUGUAAGAGUCACCCAGGUGGUGCUGGUUUGGAAGGCAUGAAGGGGUCAUGGAGAGCAGCUGAGGCUUGGCACUGUGUGGCGGGGCUGGAGUCCCUGAAGAGAGCCCAGGAGAGGCUAUUGGUGAAAGUGCAGCCCAGUUGCAGCAGAGACCCCAGCAUUUUGGAGAUGCCAGUACCAUGGGAACCACCAAGGACAGCAGCAGCUGUGGAGUGGAGCCAGCCUGAGCCUAGAAGACAAGCUGUGUGUGCUGCAGAGGGCGGAGCCGGAGAAGUGACCCAGGCCCUUGGGAGGAGCCCAGAAGACUGUGAGUGAACCCCAGGUAGUUAACUGGUCAUUGUCUCUGCCCCCGCCCCCCCACAGGAUCACUGAGAUUAUAGAAACACGCCAGCACACCUGGCUUUAGAGGCGCUCUGGGGACUUGAACUCAGAUCCUCACCCUUGGGCGGCAAGCACUUUCUCCACCAAGUUGUCUCUCGAAUAAGGUAACAUGCGAAAAGAGCCAAUCAUGGCCCAGGGGCGAGGGGCUCACACUGGAGACCUGCAGAAGCUUGACCCCAGCCAGCGGUGGCUUCCCCCACCCCCAGACUCUGUGCCGUCACGCCGGUGCCCCUCCCACGGCACGCCACCACUGUCUGGCCCCACAGUGCUGGAGGCCGCAUCUCCCCUUAGCUCCCCUCUGACAUCUGUGCCGGGGAACACGUAGCCCUAGAGCCCUGGGAGGAGGGGAGCAGGGGUGCGGACGUUCAGUCCAGCUGCCUGAAUAACCAGAAGAGAGGGCACCUGUGCUUGGUGAUGCCCCGCCCGAUGCCGGUGCCACGGCCUGGCCGUGGGAGAGGACUCUGAGUUAAUGGUUUGAGCUCCUCAAUGCAUGGGCUUCAAGAUGGAAAUAAAGCCCAGUGUGGUGCCAAGCUCAAGGUUAAUGGAAUAUUUCGUGCGCAGCAAGGAUGAAAGGAGAUUCCACUUUCUCUCUGUCCUCAGCCGGGCUGAGACACCGACAGAUGUGGCCAGGUGGAUGUGGGCAAAACUGCACAUCUUGGAGGCUUCUAAAGGAGAGGAGGCAGAGAUAGGCAGAAAUGGGGGAGGCGGGGGAGGCGUCCUCAACAGCUUACUGGGUGGGGCUCGAAGCUGGGUGGGACUCCCUCCAGGAAAGCAAGAACCGGGAAGUCAAAUUUUCCUUUUCCCCCUGAAGCUCAGGGGGUUUGCCUGGUAACUUCUUCAGGGAAAUGUUCUCGUAAGUGGAAUCGUGUGUUUUUAACUUAUCACAGGAGCAAUAGGGAGCCACAGCAGGCUUCUGAGAGCAAGGGGUUUGUGUGUGUGUGUGUGUGUGUGUGUGUGUGUGUAUGCUGCACGUGUGUGCCCAUGUAUGUGCGUGCAUGUAGAGGACAGAGGUUGGUGUCAAGGGUCGUCCUCAACUGCUCUCCACCUUAUAUACUGAGGCAGAGUCUCUCACUGGUUAGUCAGCUUGCCUCGGGGAUCCCCGUCUCUCCUUCCCUGGUACUAGGAUGACAGGUGGGCUGCCAUGGCCAGGUGGCAUUCGUAUGAGUGUAGAUCUGAACUCAGAUCCUCAGGUGUGUAAGGCAAGCCCCACUGGGCCAUCUUCUCAGCCCCCCCAUGCCACUCUAGAAUGCAGUUUUUUCCCUAAAGCUUCAGAGAUGACCCCCAGCACUGGUCCUUUCUUUGACGGACACCCCCAGCAUUGGUCCUUUCUUUCUGGGACGCUUGGCCUCUCUCUCUUCACCCACUUUCCUUCUUUUCCAUCCUUUCUUGGAAAAUGCGGCCUCCUCGCCACCCUUCUUGAUUCAUCCAGGCUCCCUGGCUGCCCGUCCACCAUUCAAGACUAUUGCCACUCUGUGCGAGGCCCGCCUCCAGGAAUCACAGACAUCGAUGUCCCAUGACCCCCACUGAAGAUGAAAGAAACUGCAGCCAGAGAGAAGGCCUGGGUCUCACAGCUGGGGAGAAAAGGAGGUGGAAUUCUGUCCCUGGCCCGUGAGAUCAGCUGUUCAAGAUUUGUGGGGCUUUUGGCUCAGCUGGAGCGGGAAGGUCAAGGUCAAGCUCCAGGGACAGCUUUACAUGACGGUCCAGUCACACACACACACACACACACACACACACCCCUUGAGGAAUAAAUAGAAGAUCCAGAAAUGAACCCACACAGUGACAGCCAUGUGAUCGUUGACAAAGGUGUCCAAAUCAGACACUUGAAAGAGAAAAAAAAACCUUCAACAAAUGGUAGGGGAAAUUUGUAACAUAACAG